Messenger RNA from Chanos chanos (milkfish), 2668 nucleotides. RefSeq names its product farnesyl-diphosphate farnesyltransferase 1 (gene fdft1). Gene Ontology annotation, cellular component: endoplasmic reticulum membrane. The transcript has 7 exons. Gene Ontology annotation, biological process: farnesyl diphosphate metabolic process; cholesterol biosynthetic process. NCBI's taxonomy places the organism in Eukaryota, Metazoa, Chordata, Actinopteri, Gonorynchiformes, Chanidae. Gene Ontology annotation, molecular function: squalene synthase [NAD(P)H] activity. The record is from RefSeq and is a predicted model, not a curated record. Bases 1 to 1371 code for a protein of 456 amino acids.
AUGGCUGGAGCAUGUUGCAAGACCACAGUGUCCUUCUCUGUGUUCAAACGUUCUCUGUCAGUGAGAAACUCGACAUCUGCCUCGCGCUCGCGGCUAACUGGGGGUAGAUUAGGCGAAAGGGGAGUUCAGGAAGGAUGGUGGGCCCUCCGACCUCUCCCUUUAAAACCCAUUAACCCUCACCGUUAUUCUGGGUUUCUUUAUUUCUCUUGUCAGGAAUCUAUGAGCGAGAGUCUCAGGACAUGCUACGUGUACUUGAACCAGACGAGUCGGAGUUUCGCCGCAGUGAUUCAGGCACUUGACGGAGAGCUACGGCAUGCAGUGUGCAUAUUCUACCUGGUGCUACGUGCCCUAGACACAGUCGAAGAUGACAUGACAAUACCGUUGGAGAAGAAAGUUCCUCUCUUGCAUGACUUCCACACUUUCCUCUACCAGCCAGAGUGGUGCUUCACUGAAAGCAAGGAGAAAGACAGACAGGUCCUGGAGGACUUCCCCACGAUUUCUGUGGAGUUCAGAAACUUAGGCCAGGAAUAUCGCGAUGUCAUUUCAGACAUCUGCCACCGGAUGGGAGUCGGAAUGGCAGAGUUCUUGGAGAAGAAAGUCGGCUCCAUGAAGGAGUGGGAUAAGUAUUGUCAUUACGUGGCUGGCCUGGUGGGUAUAGGCCUGUCCCAGCUCUUUUCCGCGUCCCAGCUGGAGGACCCAGAGGUGGGCAAAGACACAGAGCUGGCCAACUCUAUGGGGCUGUUCCUACAGAAGACCAACAUCAUUAGAGACUACCUGGAGGAUCAGCAGGAGGGGCGUGCCUUCUGGCCAGAGGAGGCCUGGAGUCAGUUUGCGUCGCGGUUGGAGGAUUUCGCCCAGCCGCAGAAUCUGAACUCUGCCCUGUCCUGUCUCAACAUGCUGGUCACCGAUGCCCUCCGUCACGUGCCCGACGUCAUCUCUUACCUGUCCCGCCUCCGCAACCAGAGUGUCUUUAACUUCUGUGCCAUCCCUCAGGUGAUGGCGAUAGCAACACUUUCUGCCUGCUAUAACAACCCACAGGUGUUCCAGGGCGUGGUGAAGAUCAGGAAGGGUCAGGCCGUCACACUGAUGAUGCAGGCCACCAACAUGAGUGCAGUCCAGAGCAUUAUAGCACAGUACAGCCAGGAGAUACUACAGAAGGUCUCCCUCUCCGACCCGUCGCGGGAGAAGACGCUGCGUAUCCUGGGCGUGAUCCGGGAGAGAACACUGUCCCAAAGCACUCUCCUCUCCCGCUCCCAUCACCUGUCUCCCGUCUACCUCUCUGCCGCCAUGCUCCUGGCUGCCCUCAGCUGGCAGUACCUCAGUGCCACCGCUGGGCAGGCGGCGGGCACCACGGACAUGCAGGGGCACUGAGACCCACCGCUACCCCAGCAGCGCUCUGUCUCGCUGGGCUACACAGACUCAGACCCAUACCUCACAAGCCCUGGUCCUUUUUUUCUUUUUUUUUUGUUUCUUUUUUUUUGUUUGUUUGUUUGGGGUGAGUGGGGGGUCGUUUGGGAGGAAAACCUUGGAUCUGUUGAUCUGUUUCUAGGUUUUUGACUCAUAACCAGGGUGAACACUAGAAGACCUGCAGCAGUUUGGUAGCAGAGACAGUUUUGGUCUUGGUUUUUUUUGUGUGGGUGUGUGUGUGUGUGUGUGUGUGUGUAUGUAUGUGUACGUGUGUUUUUUCUGUCAUCUAUUUUUCUCCCUGUUUGGUUAGCCAAUAUCAACCUCAACUUUAGCAUCCUUUAUAAAACCUCUCAUGUCUCUCAUUACCAUUUACCUGCUCUCCAUGUCAUGGUUGUUUUGAGUUGGAGUUUUUUUUUUCCCUCCUCUUUUGAAAACUCAUAUAUGCCAACAGUUCUGUUUAGAUCCCUGUUUAUUAAUUAGCAGUUCUGCUGAGAGGUUUUGUUGACAUGAAACAAUUACUUGUCACCAUGGUGACGUCACCACGGUGACAUGUUUUCUUUGUGUUCUGUUAUGUUUAUUGGAUUUAUGACCUUGACGUUUCUAGCAUGAGCUGUCUACAGGCUAGAGGCACGUUCGUACACUGGCAGGGUAUCACGAGACAGCACACGGUUUUAGACAUUGCACUUUGUAGUCAUUCAGUCCUUUCCCUUCACAUGACAUUUAGAGGAGAUCUGGUCAUCGGGCGUAACCACAGCACUGCGCUAUCAGUCAGAGACUAAAUCAUUUUAUGCCUCAACGAUCAGUUUUACCACACAGCAGAUUAAAAGAGGAGUUUCUUUGUUUGAUUUGGGUUCUCUCUCUAGAAGGUCUAGAUCUAGAGUUCCUCUGCUCCGAAUCUGGAGGUCCACAGUCCUGCUGGAUUCCGCAUUAACCCAAAACCUGUUCGGUUUCCAGCUCCUGGACCUCCAGAAGCGGAUCGGAGGAACCUGUCCGUAGAUGGAUGAGAAGUUACUUGGUGGCAGUUCACCUCAGCUAAUGUUAGUGCUUUUGAGAUAGGCCGAGGGACUACAGCAAAAGUGUCCUUAAUGCUGAGCUUUGAUGAGUUAAAGACAAAGGAAAAAACGAAAACAAAAAAAGCUAGCUGGAUUAAUCUUUGUACUUAACAGAGGUGAAAUUAUAAUAACAUUGCCAUGUAAUGUGGAUCUUUUGAUUUGUACGUAAUUGGACGAAUAAUAAACGCGUAAAAGAAAAUAAAUGUUCA